Messenger RNA from Durusdinium trenchii, 1869 nucleotides. The record is from the annotation of a GenBank genome assembly. NCBI's taxonomy places the organism in Eukaryota, Dinophyceae, Suessiales, Symbiodiniaceae.
AUGGCGGUGAGACUGCUGGAGGAACUGGCAGGGAAGGUCGCAGAGUCACAGGGAGACCGCAUGGGAGUACUGCAGGGCGCUCUGCCUGCUUGGCUGGAAUACGUACAGUCACUAGACGACGCGCAGGCCGUUGAGGGUUACCUGGAGACUGCGCCACACGGUCUGCAACAUGCGGAGUCGGACGCUGUGCGCUCCGCUGUCAUCCGCAAGUUGAAAUCCGCGCGGGCCUGCGGGGCCCGACGCAAACAGCAGGACUACUUUUGUUUUCCACGCUACUUGACUUUGGAAGAAUGGGGUCGGAUAUCUUCUUCCCCGACUGAACGAGUAGCGUCAGAGGUGCUGGCGGAUGUUUUGUAUGCCAGAAUGGGUCUACGCGCGCCCACGGAAGCGACCUACGCCAUGUGCGUGGCAGUGCUGGCGCACACCCAUGGGCAUCUAAGGGACACCACGUUCCAACUCGGAACACUUCUGCAAACGAUGAAGCAAGCCUGGCGCGCACACUUCCGGAGGCAUGAUGUGAAGGGAGAGGAUGAGUGUUUGCUGGAGUUGUUGCCAAAGGAAUCCUCACAAAUUCCUCUGGCUGCCAAGGAGCGACUCAACCUGGAAGCGUUGACUCCGGAGGAUCGCAUGCCUGUGUCGUGGGCACAGCUGACAGCAUUCGCACCACGCGUGCGGUUGCGGCAGUCUCGACCUGAGACACGUGAGCAAGCAUGGAUGCCACAGUUGGCCGAACUAGUGUCUCAGCUGCGCGCUCGGGACGAUGGAGGUCUGCGCAACCUGAAGAUUUUUCCUCGAACGGACGGAGGGCAAAUGGCACCGUUGGCGUUGGGAGACGCUGGACAGGACAGGACUGGAAGCCUUCAAGAAGUGGCAGUCCAAAGUCUACGUGACUUACCGGGUCCGCCGGCUGCAUCCCACCGGGAAGCCGCUGGACAAGUACUGAUGAUCCACGCGGAGCCGAGUGUUGCAGGGGACGGCCAGUGUGCAGUGGUGCCUCUGUUGCCAGGGCCAUCACUGGAAGUCCAGGAGACACAGACAGAGACACCUCCGCCUGUUGAAGAUGAGGUGAAAGCUGGGGGCCAGUUUUUACAGCAAGCAGAAGCGUUACUACGUGCGCGCGCACAAAAGCGCACCGCGACAGAGGACCAGGCGUCCGCCAAACCAAAGGGCAAGGGGAAAGCCAAAGCAAAGGCCAAGUCCGGCGCGAAGCAGGCGGCCGCGAAGUCGAAAGCCGCUGCGGGGCGCGGACCAGCCAAGCGACCAGCCACGCGACAGGCGCAGAAGUCCGUGGCCGGCGCGCAGGCGAGUGAUGGGGAUCAGGCCAAGCCGGGCAACAUCACCUUCGAGGCCAAGGGCUGGGGCCCUUGCAAGGCUGAGUUUUAUACCCACAAGUCCUACAUUCGACACAUGGUCGACGGACGUUUGCGGAUGAUCAUCGGAAGCACAGCUACGGGCCAUGCUUCCAUCUGUCGCAACCUUGUGCGUCACGUGAAGUCGGGAAAGACUCGAGAAGCGCUGACCCUGAUCCGAGAUAGGAUGGUGCAAGAGCGCGCCGCAACAUGCCGAACGGAGGCAGUGCACGCGGUUCCUCGCGCAGUGAGUACUCGUGUGCCAGAGGAGUCCGAGGGUUCGACCUCGCCGGCGAACCCACCACCAGGGGUGACCCCGAAAGCGGUCCCUCCCGCAGCGCCAAAGGCCGCAGCACCGGUAGAACCUGUGCCCCCGGCAGCAGCGAAGGAGCGUGCAGCCUCUCCCACAGAUGUCUCUGACAGUGAGUCUGCAGAGCCAAAGGGGCGCGCAAAAGGUGCGAGCGUCCGCUGUGAGCACUGUUGGCGACAAGUGGCGAAGUCGGGUCUCGCCAUGCAUUAA